Podospora bellae-mahoneyi is the source of this 5848-nucleotide messenger RNA. RefSeq names its product GPI inositol deacylase (gene BST1). The coding region runs from base 1131 to 4844 and encodes 1237 amino acids. The record is from RefSeq and is a predicted model, not a curated record. NCBI's taxonomy places the organism in Eukaryota, Fungi, Ascomycota, Sordariomycetes, Sordariales, Podosporaceae. Gene Ontology annotation, cellular component: endoplasmic reticulum. The transcript has 2 exons. Gene Ontology annotation, molecular function: phosphatidylinositol deacylase activity. Gene Ontology annotation, biological process: endoplasmic reticulum to Golgi vesicle-mediated transport; GPI anchor metabolic process.
GUUUUCGGUGCAGAGUUCCGCCUUUUCUGGGACCAGCCGCUGUUGCAGAAGUUGAAAAUCCUGAGGAUCGUCCAUGUGAGAAACACAGCUGCCUUUUUCUGUUGGUUCCUAUGUCGGAAGGAUUGCGUAUGGCUCGCCUGGGCGCAUCGCCAGCAACUGGACUUUGUAUCUCACCUCACCUGAUCUCGGUAUAGAGACAUGUAACCAGGAGAAUGGCCAUGUAAACCAGCGAGGCCCACCGGAUUGCCGCAAGCCAGCCACCUCGCGACGACCUGAAAAAAGUCCCGGUCAAUAAAGCAACAGGUGUGAGGUGGUGCAUGCUGCAGGAGGGAAAUAAUUCCCAGCUUUGGAGAGCUGGGUUGCAACAGCUUGCCGCCCACUGCCGCUCUGGAGCUUAUAUUCCGCAGAUUCCGCCCAUCCCAGCCUCACCACCCCCAGCUUCAGGUUUCUCUUCUUGGACGGAAUCAGGAAGCACUCGUUCAUUCUGUCGCCUGAGACAAAGUCGCUCGUUCGCCAUACCGUCAAACAAAAACACGCAGUAGAUGUCACAGACGUCACCUGAAUCCUGGCACCGAAAACGUUUUGUGCCGAUCCAGAAGAAUCUGGGAUCCCCUCGUUGCUCUCUCCCACCCUGAACACCCUCAUCAAGGGUUCUCGCGUUAUUGUUGGUUUCAUCCGCCGUGCGACCUCUGCCUUGGACCCCACCGCCGCUGAGGAUCAUCAUACGCCCUAUGCGAAAUCCAUAUCUGUAUUCACAGGGCAUUCCAAUAUUCGGACUCGAAGAGAAGACAGUGCUGGAGUGGAGGGUUGCUAUCAACCUGAGGUGGAAAUUCCCCAUCCAAAAAAAGCCACUGCGGCACCUGCGUCGAAUCAUCUCGGCCCGUUUGGAGGCUGGUCGGAACGCUUGUUUCCAAGCCAUAGGCGGCCAAUAGCGGGCUGCAGCGCUGUGCACCUGCUAGCCUGCCAGAGCCUAGCGCUGGGAUUCAAGGGUGGGCUCCCCGAAUCGAACCUGCAUCGGUCACCCAGAGCUCGUGGUUUUCACAUCAAUUUUGUUUUUUUCUUUAAUCUUGCCAGUUCAGAGGCUCGACGGCGAUAGGGAACAAGCAGCUUGGUGAUACUAUUACGAGUAGAUGCCCAGCCUCUGUCCGGCUCUAACUACCGUCCCCACCAAAACGAAAAAAAGUCUGCCAGCGCCGAUUCAUGCCCAGCGUUUUGUCGCUGUCGCUAUCGCGCCCCGUCAAAGUCCGUUCCCUCCCGCCUCCGUCUCCCUUGACCUCGAGCUGCCAAGGACCGCACCGCAUCGAGAAGCGCAACCUGCCAUAACGCACAUCCCCAAAGGCAGGAGUCGUCCGCCAACCGACCCUGCUGGGAUGACGAGGCACUCAUCAGGAUCCUCCGAAGACGGUGACACUUUGCACGUCGAGGUUCCUCAUGUCAGUUCGUCCAACCAAUCCACCCUGAGGCCACAGGCCGCCGCACAGCCUUCCACCUCAACUAGCCCAGACAGCACCGCCAGCCAUCACCACCAACGUCGCAGCAGCGUUGACCCGCGAACCUCGUCCUCGAUCAGUCGGAGGUCAACCAGCAUCAAUUGGAAGCCUACCGAGACCAGGAAUGGCUCACUAGAGAAGUCCCCAUCGCCGACGCGCCCAACAACCCCCUCUCCACUCGGCCUGAUACCGACCGCGAAUGGGUCACAUGCAAAGAAGAGAGAGAUGGAAAAGGCGCACGAGGCCAUGUUUGCCGUCCGGCAUCAGCGAUGGCGAAGCCCGUGGGCAAUUGGCCUUCUUGCGCUUGUCGCAUCCAUCACCGGUAUCGCCUUGCUGCUGACGGUGGUUCACUCGUCGGUAACACGACAAAUUGAUCCAAAGGGCUGUCGAAUGUCUUACUUGCGCCCGUCAUACGCCAAGCUCAACGAGUUCGACACGGAGCACACCCGUCUCGCAAGCAAAUAUUCGCUAUACAUGUAUCGCGAACAGGGAAUUGACCAUGACACAAGGGUACGAGGAAUCCCCGUUCUCUUCAUUCCUGGCAAUGCCGGGAGCUACAAGCAAGUCCGACCCAUUGCCUCUGAGGCAGCAAACUACUUCCACGAUGUCCUGCAGCAUGACCCCGAGACAUACAACGCCGGCAUCAGAAGCCUCGACUUCUUCACCGUCGAUUUCAAUGAAGAUAUCACGGCGUUCCACGGGCAGACCCUCCUCGACCAGGCCGAAUACCUCAAUGAGGCGAUUCGCUACAUCCUCUCGCUCUACCUCGAUCCGCGCGUUUCCGACCGAAACCCUGAUCUUCCCGACCCGACCUCGGUGAUAGUGCUGGGCCACUCUAUGGGAGGAAUUGUUGCGCGGACAAUGCUCAUCAUGCCCAACUACCAAACGAACUCGAUCAACACCAUCAUCACCAUGUCGGCGCCUCAUGCCCGGCCGCCUGUGUCCUUUGACAGCCAGAUCGUCAAGGCAUACAAAGACAUCAACGAUUAUUGGAGGCAUGCCUACUCGCAACAGUGGGCCAACAACAACCCCCUCUGGCAUGUGACGCUUGUUUCGAUCGCGGGCGGAGGACUCGAUACCGUGGUCCCUUCGGAUUAUGCGAGCGUCGAGUCGUUGGUUCCGGACACGCAUGGAUUUACUGUCUUCACAUCGACCAUUCCCACAGUAUGGACGAGCAUGGAUCAUCAGGCGAUUCUGUGGUGCGACCAGUUCCGCAAGGUGUUGGUUCGGACGCUAUUUGACCUCUCCGAUGUGCACAGGGCAUCCCAAACGAAACCGAGGGCGGAGAGAAUGCGCGUCUUCAAAAAGCGGCUGCUUACCGGCAUGGAAACUGUUGCUGAGAAGACGGCGCCUCGAUCUGACCCGACGACUUUGCUCACCGUGGAGGACAAUUCUGACACCAUCAUUGCUCAGGGGGAGCGGUUAGUUUUGCGGCAAUUGGGAACCACUGGCAGGGUUCGCGCCCACCUCAUGACCAUCCCACCUCCCGGGCCUCCCGAAGUCAAGCGCUUUACUUUGAUGACCGAUAUCAAGCUCGACCAGCCUGGCGAGAACGGGAAGCUCGAAGUCAUGUUUUGCAGCGUUGUCCCAUCGCAACCGGGCCAAACCGGGGCAGGAUUUCCAAGCCAAAUCGACCUUUCCAAGGGUACUGCAGGAACUACCCGGCUGGCUUGCCGAAGUGCUGCCCCAGAUGUCAUUCCACUCCCUGGAUCAAACAAGACAACCGCCUUUCCAUUCUAUAGGGACCUAGAGAAGCAGGUCCUGCCCUUCUACUACCUCGAGUACGACCUGGACGACAUUGCUGAACAACAGUUCAUUGCAGUGGUGGAGAAGGCAACGAAUCCCACCCAAGGUUUCGUGAUUGCCGAGUUCAGCGAGCAGUCGCAGUCACACCAAACAGCACAGAUCGGCCUUCAACGUCUGCUCACCUCGGGCUUGAAGUUCACCAUGCCUGCUGCACGACCGAUGGUGACGGAAACCAAGGUGCCAUCCUUGCAGUCGAGCUUGCUAGCCUACAACUUGCGCCUGAACAGCCACUCAUGUGGCAACAAAGAGGAGCUCUUCGCCCCGAUGGUGAGGCAGUAUCUCGUGGAGCCGUUUGAGUCGAAGUAUUUUGUCAAUGUACGCGAUGCGCCGAUCAGCCUUCACGGUGUUGCUCCCUACGUCCCUCCGCCUCUUGCCAAGAGGUCCGCCAGCGAGGAUGGACUGAGCUUUCAGUUUUGGACCGAUCCUACUUGCGAUUCCAGCAUUGAGGUUGAGCUUGAGGUGGAUUUCAGUGGUAGUCUCGGCAAGCUGUAUAUGCGCUACCGUACCGUCUUUGCUGCGUUCCCGCUGCUCGUGGUGGCGCUCGUGUUGCGCAAACAGUUCCGCGUCUACGAUUCCACGGGUGUGUUCAUCACCUUCACAGAAAGCUUGGAUCUUUGCCUCAGGCAGUCCAUUCCGUUGAUGCUUGCGUCGCUCACCAUGUUGACCGUGGCCACGGCCAACCCGUACCCAGCUGGCAGCGCAAGCUUCUGGCAUUGGAACAAGAGCACAUCUUCGCUGGUCGAUUUCCACCUCAACGACUAUUUGAUCGGUACUCAGGACCCGAUGUUUCUGUUCUUGAUUCCCAUGAUUGGAAUAAUAUGCGUCGGAGUGUGCACCGUCUUCAACUACAUCACACUUGCCCUCACGCACUUGUUGAGCAGCCUCUUCAACCUGUUGGCAUUCCGCCCUGCGUGGGUUCGCAAUGAUGAACGCAAGAAACAAGGAGGCGCCGGGUUUCUGUCGUCAUCACCCAGGCGCAGAAUGAUCACGACAGCCGUCUUGCUAUUCCUCGUGUCUACAGCCAUCCCGUACCAGUUUGCCUAUCUGGUUGCCUGCCUGGUUCAACUGACAACCACAGUACGCGCGCAGCGAAUCGCCCAGGAACUCCAGUCAGCAGCCAACUCGAGCUUUUACAACUACGUCCAUUCGAUUCUCAUCCUCAUGCUCUGGAUCCUUCCCAUCAACCUGCCAACGCUCGUGGUCUGGAUACACAACCUGGCUGUUCAUUGGCUCACGCCCUUCACCUCGCACCACAAUGUAUUGUCCAUCAUGCCAUUCAUCGUCCUUGUGGAGACCUUAACCACGGGCAAGAUGGUUCCUCCGGUCACCGGUCGGAUGAAGCACCUCACGAGCAUUCUACUAUUCGGCAUUGCCAUCUAUGCUGCCGUGUAUGGAAUCUCUUACGCCUACACAUUACACCACCUGGUCAACCUGGUCGUGUUUUGGCUGGUCAUCCUUCACUCCACCUCGGACUCUUGGCCAAUAUCCGGGUUAAAACAUUUGUACGAAGGAGACGCCGAGGACCGCAAGGGCGGUAAAGAGCCAUGAACAAAAUCUCCGAUUAGACACCUUUGGAAUAGACUAUCCCAAAAAUUACCUGGACAUUCACCAACCUAUUCACCUUUUUGAUACCCAAUCCGAAUGGUUCCGAAUAUCACCAGACCACGAUUGUACAUGCCUCUUUGCCCGCACUGCCGGCCUCUUUUGGCUGGCUCGCAUACUUUCUGUUCUUUUCAUUCUCUACGACACACGAUUUUACGAGGGUGGAUUCCCGUCUGCUUCGACUUUUAUAGCACCAUAACCAGGGAAAUGGCUUUGCUUGGAUACACCAGGGGUAUUACGGAUGGGAGGGAAGAUUGAUUUUUCUUCGCGCUCCCCUGUUUUUUCUUUUCGCUGUUCAGUUUACGUCUUGAUGGAUGGGGAUAACACAUGUGUUUUUUUUUUCUGGGUUCAUAAGGAGCGGCAAAUUUUUUUGGUAUUGGUCAAGGGUUGUCGUGGUUUGGGGAAACGGCAGCAUGGUAUAGGAUUGGGAAGGGGAGAAACCCCCGAGCCAGUUUUGGCCGCUGAUAAUGUUUAUGUUUCCUUUUUUUUUUCUGUUGUCUCUCGCUUCUCACUUUUUCGACGGGGGUGGUUUGGUCGUCAGACAGACAACACACCUUUGCUCGAUGCCCCUCGUUUCAGCUCAGCAACGCCAGCUCAUCACCACAGAUGGGCAGACCAAGGAGGAGGUAAUGGACGAUGACACCGGAGACAAUAAUGGUGUGUGUGUGAGUGUGCUCUCUGAUAGAAGAGACAGAUGAUCAGAAAGGUUGUCUGUUGGUGUGUGUGGUUUUGAUGCUUGUUAGAAUAGCGAGAUGAGAAAGAGCCAAGAAAGCGAGGGGGGGGAGUUGGAUUAUUACUAUAGCCGGGAUGGUGUAGAUAGAGGGGGAUGCGAGAGGUGGGUGGGAUGGUUUGUGUAUAUACCACUUGUAUUUAAUUAUGGAGGGGGAGUAGUGCAGACACAAUAUCUUGAGAGAGUUGUGUGAGGCAGAAGGGAAGAAUAUAUGAUCAAG